ACUUCCUUCCAUUCAAACGUUUUUCUCAUCAACAAAGUUGCAUGUGCUCCAUCAGUUUGUCAAGUUGCAGAAGUUGCAUACUAAAGUAAAAAUUUGGAAAAGAACACAAUUUCAAUUUGUUUGUGAAGAGUUGUAAUAGAUGAGCUUUGAAAAUGGAUUCGUGGGAUCCAAGAAGAGAUGACUUUGAUAACAAACAGUUCAACUCAUAUGACAGAGGACCAGGAAGAAACAUCCGAAAGAAUCAGGAUAAGAAAGAAGGGGUCCAAUUGUAUAUUACAGGCAUACCUAAAGAACUGUCAGAUGAUGGUCUAUCAAACCUGUUUAGUAGAGCUGGAAACGUAUUACAUGCAAAGAUGAUGGUAUCUAAACGAGCAGACUUAAAGAGCACCUUUGGGUUUGUGACCAUGUCUAAUUUGGCCGAAGCAGAAGAUGCCAUACGUCAGUUGAAUAAAUUUGAAUUGAGAGAACAUACCCUAAAAGUUGCUAUUGCUAUGUCAGAUGAGGACAGACAAAGGAGAAAGAACGAAAAACAGGAUCAAGAAGAGUUUCUUAAUUCCUUGCCUUCAAGUAGAAUGGGUGGUCAAUCCCGGCCCAGAGGUUCAGACAGCGACAGUGAUAAAGGCUCAGUAAAGUCUGGAAGAAGAAUUGUAUUAACCAACGGUCAUCAUGGACAGCAUGGAGCUCAUAAACAGAUGAAUAACCAAGGUAUAAGAAACGAUGGCAGACCAGGAAUUCUUGGCAGUUAUUUAGGAACACACAUGAAAUGUGGUGGAAGAGUGACCCCAAACCCUUCAUAUAUGCCUGUACAACAUGGGCCAUCACAACUGAGUCAAAGAUUUAACCAAUUUGAUGGAAAUGGAUUAAUGGAAUAUGAUGGACAGUCUGAUUGUGGAUCCUAUGCUGGUGCAAGAGGACGAGGACGUGGCGCUAGUCCACAAGAUUUUAGGAACAGCAACUCUGGUGGUUAUGGGCGUGGGAUGCCACAAGGGGACAGAGGAUAUGGACGUGGGAGAAAUCCAGGCUAUGGAAAUCCCUUUGGUGAUGGGUAUGGGCAUGGCAACAGGCAACCAAGAUACUAUAAUGAUGGAAAUAACAUAGAUUACAGAGGUUUUGGGCGUGGCCAACCUUACCCAGGUGGGGAUUAUUACAAUGGAUAUGAAGGUUAUGGGGGAGGUUAUUAUGAAGAUCAUAGUUAUAACAAUAACAAUUAUGGAUACACAUACCAGGACAACUAUCAUAAUACCCCUAAUUAUGGAGCUCACAGAAAGGGUAAUAUGGAUUAUGGUAAAAGACAAAAUAUGCAUGCAAGCAUGGAAUCUCUAGCAGGUCCAAGAAAAGAUGUCAAAAGAGCUAUAAAAGUGGACCCAAGACCAUGUAAUGUGUGUAGUACAACAGGUAGCUUCCAGUGCAGUAGAUGUAAGACUCCAUACUGUAGUGAAGAAUGUCAGAGGUGUGACUGGGAAAGACAUAGACAGUUUUGUCAAGAUCUUAGGAAAGAGAAUGAAUUUGCUUCAAAAUUUGAGGACCAGUUUGAAAUCUCUGUUGGAGAAGAAAUUGUAGAGCAAAUGAAGACAAAAUUAGAACAAAGUACAGGUGGCAAAGUGGACUACAAGACAAAAACAGAUUCACAGAAGUCACCAAUCAAGCAGCAUGGACAGAAAAGUCCUAAAUCUUCAGAUGGUGGAAAACAGACAAUGUCAAAGUCCCCACUGAAACAGCAAUCAAAAAUGAGUCCAAGAACAGGAGGACCAGUGAGUCCAGCACCUAGAAAAGAUAGUCCAAAGAAGAGUCCACCAAAGUCAGAAGCUCUAAAGCAGGAUAUUAGCUACUGCACCCUACCACUUAAUUCAGAAGUUGAGGUUUUACUGGCGGACAACACAUCACCAGACCACUUUGCAGUACAAUUUCACGACGCAGAGAUAUUAGAAGCUACAGACGAACUGUUGAAAAGAAUGAAUGAUUUUUACAACACUGGUGGCGAGAAAGUACAGUCACCCAAUAUUGGGAUGCUGUAUGCAGCACAGUUUAGUGCAGAUAACAACUGGUAUAGGGCCAGAGUGGACUCUAUCACUGGAGAUUCUGUCGCUGUCACAUAUAUUGAUUAUGGCAAUACAGAAAACUUAUUAGCAGAGAAACUUAGACUACUAUCUAUUGAUAUGACGAGUAUGACGUCUGCAGCAAUUAUAUGUCAGCUUGAUGGUGUACAAGCAGUAGGAGGCUCUUGGAGUAGAGAAGCUAUUGACAAGUUUAGAACACUAGUAGUCCCAGUAAUAGUCAGUGGGGUUUUAACCAAAGUCAUAGCUUCUUCAGUACAUAACAGAAUCCAUAAGGUCAAAGUUAUGGAUAAUAAUGGUGUUGAUGUUGGACAGACCCUGGUUAACGAUGGGUUUGCUAGGAUGGGAGGUUCAAUGGAUCUGUCGCAUACAAAAAGUGAAAUGAGAACACCAAUAAUGUCUUCAGAUUUGAAAAAGAUUGCAGAAAGUCUUCAUGUAGGAAGCAAAGAAAAUGUGUUGGUCACUGAAAAGAAUUCUCCUGUCUUAUUUUAUGGGCAGAUAGUACAAGAAGAGAUAAUUACAAGAUUCUCCACAUUUGAUCAGGAGCUGGUCAUGGAAAUGACUAGCUUGAGAGAAAUUGUGCCUUAUAGACCAAAAUGUUUUGGAGAAAUUGUUUACGCCAAGUUCACAGAUGGGAAAUGGUAUAGAGCAGAAGUAUUGUCCAUUUCUGGCAAUGAUGCAUGUUGUCUAUUUAUAGACUAUGGAAAUAAAGCAACAGUGAAUUUCUCGUUAAUACAGAAAGCUUCAUCACUGUGCAAGACUGUUCCACAAAUUGGUGUAAAAAUGAAAAUUGAAGGUUUAUCUGAACCGCAAACAUGGACAAAGAAUACAUUGAAUGUAUUUGAUGACUUAAUAAAUAUGGAUCAGCCUAAAUUAUUUGAAAUGGAAAUGAAAUCUAUAAAUUCUGACAUAGUGGAAGUUGAUUUUGUGGAUGAGAAAGGAAAGUCUGCUUCUGCUCUGAUUCGUCAAACAAUGGCUAGUGAAGGCCCUUCUUCUGUCAUAAUGACUUCCUCAAUUCCAAAGGAAACUUUAUCAGUUGAUGGAGCCAAAGAGGAUAUGAUGAUAACUGAACUGUCAAUUCCUUCAAACAGAAUAUACUUACAAAAGGCAAUACAAGAAAAUGCUGAAAGAAUAGAAGCUAUUCGCAUGGAAAUGACCAUGUUUUGCAAGUCAAAUUCAAACUCUUAUCAACCUGUAAAAGGAGAAUUGGUUUGUGCUCUGUUUCCAGAUGAUGGCUUGUGGUAUAGAGGAGAUGUUUUAGAAGUUAAGGGAGACAUGUACAGAGUUCAGUUUGUUGAUUAUGGAAAUGAAGCUGUGGUUCAACCAGCCGGCAUCCGUAAAAUCUUGCCAUCGUUUGUUGAACUACCUCAACAAUCUGUUUGUUGUACACUUAAAAGUUUAGUGUUAUCUGACUUGAAAGAGAAUCAGUUAAUUACAUUUUCAAAUUCGGCAAUGAAUGCAAUAAUAGCAGUUGAAGCUCAUGAAAUACAAAAUGAUGCAUAUGUUUCCACAUUUUAUCAAAAAGGAGACGGAACAAGUAUUAACAGUAUGCUUAGUGAAGCAGAGGUAUUUUCUACUGCAGGCGAGAGUCAGAAAAUAAUUGUGGCCUCUUCUGUUCCAAUGGAGCCUGUUCCAGUUGAUGGUUCCCAAAUUGAAGUGCUCAUCACAGAAUCCUUAGAUAUGAAACAUGUUUACAUUCAGAUAUAUCAAGAAAAAUAUCACCAGAAUUUACAAGCUUUGACACAAAAGUUACAGAGCUACUGCCAAUCUAACAAUGAACCUUAUAUGCCUUCCAAAGGUGAACUUGUAUGUGCUAAAUUUGAUGAUGAUGAAGUUUGGUACAGAGCUGAAGUUCUGGAUAUCAGUGGCAAUGACUACACAGUACAUUUUGUGGAUUACGGAAAUAAGUCAUUUGUCAAAUCAUCCUCAAUCCGUAAGAUCAACAGUUCACUUUCUUCAAUGUCAAAGCAGUCCAUAUGCUGCAAUAUAGUGGGAGUUGAAUUGAAGAGUCUACCAGAGGAGAAACUGUUGAAAUUUGCUAACAUGGCAAUGCAGGGUAAACCAGUGAAAUUGCAAGGUCUUAAGAAGGAAGAUGGGUAUUAUGAUGUUGAAUUAUACACACUCAGUGGUGAGAAUAUUAAUGCCAUGUUUGGGUCAGUACAGGAAGAAGUUCAACCGUCUUCAGAAACUACACCUCAGCUGACAAAUGCUUCUGCCGGGGUUAUCAUGGCCAAGUCUUUGCCAAUUUUCGAAUUGCCUUUAGACGGAACAAAAAUAAGUAUGAAAUUGAUUGACCCUGGUGACUAUGAAAAUAUGUACUUCCAGACUGAUGUUCAUGGUGAUAAGCACACACUGUCUCUCUUGUCAUCUCAGAUAGGGAGCUUUUGUCAAGAUAAUCCGCUUCCACAUAAACCUGUGAAAGGUGAGCUUGUAUGUGCCUUGUUUUCUGCAGACAGUACAUGGUACAGAGCAGAAGUUUUGAAUAUAUCUGGAGAUGAUUAUGAACAUCGCUUUGUUGAUUAUGGAAAUUGUGAAACAACAAAAUGCAGUAAUAUUCGUAAAAUUGAUGAAACAUUGACAGUUAUACCGAAAUUGGGUGUUUGCUGUAAUUUAAAAGGAAUUGACUUAAAAGGCUUACCAGAGGAAAUGAUUUUUGAAUGUUUAACGAUAUUGACAAGUGACACAGUUCAAGUUCAGGCAGUGCAAAAUAAGGAGAACUCUUAUGAUAUUGUAGUGUUUACAUCUAAUGGAGAAAAUAUUAAUCAGAAAUUCAUGUUCCCGUCUUCAAUUCAAGAGCCAGUUCCCGAAAUGUAUAUGGCAUUAGAACUGCCAAUGAAGACAUUACCGUUAGACAGUUCAAAGGUGAAUAUGGUUAUUAUGGAUGCCACUAGUAUGGACACAAUUUACUUACAAUAUUGUACAGUUGAGGACCAAGAGAUGAUGGUUGAUUUGCAUAAGGCCAUUAACAUGUAUUGUCAAGAAAAAGCUUCUCCAUAUAAACCAAUUAAAGGUGAACUUGUCUUUGCUAUAUUUGAUAGCGGGGAUAGCAUGGAUUGGUAUAGAGCAGAGGUAAUGGAAAUCAUUGGAGACAGAUUCAAAGUACGUUAUGUAGAUUAUGGUAAUACUUCAGAGGUUAGGUGUGAUCAAAUAAGUAAAAUAGACAAAACAUUGGCAACUCCACCCUCACAAGCUGUCUGCUGUCGACUUUACCAAGUUGACCUGAAAGUGUUUUCACCAGAAAAACUCCAACCUCUAAUCAAUUUGGUUAGAGAGAAUAAACCUGUGCAAGUUCAAGCUGUAGAAUUGAAAGAACGAUGUUAUGAUGUGCUAUUAUUGACAAGUGAAGGGGUGAAUGUGAACCUACAAAUGUUGGGGGAAGUUGCCCCACAACAAACACAAUCAAUUAUUCUAACCAGUAGCAUUUCAAGAAAAUCAUUACCAGCAAAUGUAGAGAUGGAUGCUGUGAUAACAGAAGUUAUGGAAGACUGUCUUUUCUUUUUACAAGCAAACAUUGAUGAAACAAAAAAAAGUCUUGACAAAAUUUUAGAGCAGUCACAUCAAUAUUGUUCAUCUAACAAUACUCCUUAUAAACCUGUGAAAGGAGAGCUCGUUUGUGCUCAGUUUUCAAGUGAUAAAGUAUGGUAUAGAGCCAAUGUUGAGGAUACAAAUGAUGGCAAAUAUCUCGUUCACUACAUUGACUUUGGCAACCGAGAGUUGACAACAGAACUGUCGAUCAGGAAAAUAGAUCCAUCGCUAGCUGUGGAUCCAGGUCAUUGUGUUAAAUGUUGUCUGCAUGAUGUACUAAAAACUGAGGAGGUGAAAAACACGUUAAACAGUCUGAUGGGAGUCAUAAUAAAUAUCAAGGUCAUCAAGGAAGAGAAUGACCUCUAUCAUUUGAUUAUCGUAUCUAAUGGCAUAAACAUCAAUGAUCAACUGAAAAGAUCAAGCAAGACACCGGGGGCCGGAAGACCAAAAGUGAGUGAUCAGCUACAGAAAUCUACAUCACCAAAGGUCAAAACUGAUGAAGCUAGUCAGACUCAGCCCAUGACGACUAGGGGAGGCAGUAAUUACCUGUCAUUAAGAGAUAUUUCAAAGACAGAACCAAGUGGAAAGAACCGUUUUCUUAUAACUUAUGUUGUUGAUCCUACAGAAUUCUAUUGCCAGAUAGCUGAUCCCAAUGAAAUUCAGAAGUUGGCUACAUUGAUGCAGGGGAUGAUGUGUAGAUGUGAGAUAGAAGAUCCUGAUCCAGGUUUCAGACCACAGAUUGGAGAUCUUGUCUGUGCCUUUUAUCCUUCGGAUGGUAACUGGUAUAGAGGAAAUGUGGUAGAAGCUUAUCAGAACAAUACCUAUCUGGUACAUUAUUUGGAUUUCGGAAAUUCUGAGUUGUUAGAAGCCAAACAGAUUAGAUCUAUGCUUCCAGAAUAUAUUGAGAUGCCACUGUUGGCAUUUAAAUGCUCUUUGCCAGAUCUUGUUCCUGUAGGUCCAAGUUGGGAUACAGCUGCAAAAGAGAAACUGAAGAUUUUUCAAGCAGUAUCACUAGAUGCUGAAAUUGUGAGAAGAGAGGGAGAAACAUAUAUAGUUAAUCUAGCCCACACUGAAGAGGAGUCAAAACAGAUCAUUGAUGUGUCAGAACAGCUUAUUACUGAUGGUCAUGCUAGAAUUUCAUCAGGCAAUGCUGCAGAUGAGGCCAACCUUAUCCAACAACAGAUAGCAGCUUUACAAGCUCAGCUAGCUUCCAUGGGAAAGAAAUGAAUAUGAGAUUGAAUCCUUGUUAAACUUUGUUUCCACUGGAACAUAUAAAGCAGAACUGGAACAUGCAGCUGUGGAGAUGUGGAGAACAAAAUCUAAAUUCACAAAAGUGUCUUGAAGAAAAACUGAUGACUUGGAUACAGAAAUGAAAACUUAAAAUUACAAAGCUAGAAAUUUUCAUGUUGCUUAUGUAAGCCAUUGAUUGUAUUUUCAUUAUAUUUUGUAAAUAUUUUUGAGAGCAUUGUUGCAUUACAUUUUUAUUAUUGAUAUUAUUUUUAUGCAUUUGUUAUUGUAAUCAUAAUGUACUGGCAGAUAGCCAUUUUGAAUUUAUUAUGUUUUAUAAUGUUGUCCAAUGAUGCUUACUGAAAUUUAAGGAUAGUUCAUAUGGGUAUUUUGUAAUCACAAAUCUAGUCAAAACUGGUUUAAAAUUUUGCCUUUAAUUAUAAAAAACACAGCUUUGUUAACAUGGAAGGGAGAACAAUUUAUUUACACUUUAUUUGAGAAAAAAUAAUAACUAUUGAAAGGGGGAAAAUUCAAAUUUAAUUGAAAUAAACCCUCUUUUGUAAACAAAAUCUACCAACUGCUAAAAUAGUAGAUAUUUGUCUGCUCUGAAAAGUGUAUUCUGUGUAUCUUUUACUGCACUGUGCUGAUGAAAUGCUGUGUUGACUUGCUAGAGUUAUCUCCCUGAAGUGUUGUGUUCAGGUACUGCAUCAGACACUGUAAUAUAAAACAUUGUUUUCAAUACAUUUUUCUAUUCACAUUUACUCAAACUUUAAAACUGUUUAUAUGUUGAUGAGAUUUGUUUGUAUUGUUAAUUAUUGAAGAGUUUUGGAUUUAUAGAAGGAUUUUUUUUAUUGUAUUGUAUUUUGUAUAGAUAGAAAAAAACAAGCUGUUUUGUAUGGGUUUCUUUUUUUCUUAAAAAGACAAUGCUAAGAUGCAGUGCAGUAUUAUUUUUUUAUUUUGUUUUAGUACUUUAUAAAUAUUUUGUCUAAUAGCAUAGUGACAUGCUGUCCGUAUUUGAAUGUAAAAGGAAUAAAAAAAGAAGAUCUUCAUGUAUAGCGAUAACGUUAAUGUCUAUUAAAAAGCACUAUUUGUGUUGGAUUAUAACUUCAAGGAAAAUGAAUAUUUGACAGUUUUAUUGUGCAACGAAAGUUUUGUGUAAAACCAUUCUAUUGCCGUUUGAAAUCAAAGCGUUAUUAUCUUAAUCCUUUAUAUUUCUUGUUAAUAUAAAAAUAAGGUGAUAAGAAUGUUAUAAAUUUGAUAAUUUUGUUAUUUCUUUAUUGGUGCUAGCCAAGACCUUUUUUGUGAAUAAAAGUGUUUGCAAUGAUGGAAACCAUACCAGUAAGUACAUUUUUCCAAAAGAUCAAUUAAGAAAUAAUUCAUGGGGGCUUGAAUAUAUCGUGAUUUUACCACGGGUUGGCCCUUUAUGACAAAUAUUUUACCCUGAGCAAUAGCGAUGGGUAAAAUAUCGGCAUAAAGGGACAACCCGUGGUAAAAUCACGAUAUAUUCAAGCCCCCAUGAAUUAUUUCGGUUCUAAUAGGAAAAAAUACGGCAAUUGUUUUGGAUCGAAGCGCUCUAGAUGAAGGCAUAAUUUGCCGUUCCCAUAAAUAAACGCACUAUUAAAUUGACGUAAAAGACCGGAGCAAACUGAAUAAAUGACAUGCUUAAACUAUAACUAUUUACAAUAACAUAUUUAGAUAGGUUUGGAUGAAUCUAAAUGAUAAUUGUACUUAUAUGU
Molecule: messenger RNA, 8542 nt
Organism: Mytilus californianus (California mussel)
Lineage: Eukaryota; Metazoa; Mollusca; Bivalvia; Mytilida; Mytilidae
Product: tudor domain-containing 6-like
Exons: 23
Coding region: 153-6806 (2217 amino acids)
Molecular function (GO): RNA binding
Source: RefSeq, a predicted model, not a curated record